Drosophila suzukii is the source of this 779-nucleotide messenger RNA. RefSeq lists its product as uncharacterized. Lineage: Eukaryota; Metazoa; Arthropoda; Insecta; Diptera; Drosophilidae. The record is from RefSeq and is a predicted model, not a curated record.
CUUGUAGAAAAUUAAGUUGUUGGACAAAGUUAAGUUCGGAAAAUGAAUAUUCUAUCGUAUUUGCAGUUCUUUAAAAGGUUAAUUUUUUCAUUCAAUGAACUGCGAACUUCUGGACAACAAUGAGGCUAGAAAAAGGUCCGUUCAGAGUGUGGUCAUACGUGAUCAUCAUCUGGUUUCUCUGCGAUUCGGAAGCUCUAUUUAAAUUUACCAACAUCAAGUGUAUUUGUUAUGAAAAGUCGUUCUGUGAGCUAAAGCGCUGUGAAUUAAAGGUAUUAGGUCGUGGCGUUGUGGGUCUUUUUUUGCAUGCCCAGGCCAAUCAGCUGCCCAUUAACACUUCGUCGUGCGUUCUCACCUUGUUCCGAAGAUUUAAUGGCUACAAGCCAUUUCUCUACAAUGUCACCGUCGAUAUUUGCAGCUUUCUGAAAAACCGAAAGCGCCAUCCAUUUUUCAAUUUGGUAUACGAUGGUAUACGGAACUUCAGCAACAUAAAUCACACCUGUCCCUUUAAUCAUGACAUAAUAGUGCACCGAAUGGUACUGAAUGAUAAUAUGAUGGUCAAGGUUCCUGUGCCGAAUGGCUUUUACAAACUUAAAUUUAACAUGAAAACAGAUGGCGUUUGGAGAGGCGAAGUUGAGGUCCAUGUGGAGGUUAAUUUGGGUUUCGAUCGCUAAAGAAUUAGAUGUAUCAGCUCAAACAUUACAUACUUAGUAGAUACGAUCUAUUUGUUUACGUUUAUCAAUCACAUUCAAUAUAAUCUCCGGUUCAAUGAAGCAUGUAGG